GGCAAUGAGUGCAGCUUGCAACUGACAGUUGACACGGCGCCGCGACAGAGUGCGCACGAGUGACGAAAUGCCGCGCGCGCAUCUCCUUUUAGUGGUUACGACGAUUGUGUUCACAGCUGCAGAAGAUGUCGUUUCUACACCGAAGCCGAAGAAAGUCCUAGACACAAUCAUGAACCCAGUCUACAUACCAGCACAGGAGAAACAUAGCUCCUACUGGAGAAAUACCGCUCAAGAUGUCCUAAACUCCAAGUUGAUGGAGACCUUGAACAAAAACAAAGCCAAGAACGGAAUACUGUUCAUAGGCGAUGGAAUGUCGCUAGCGACGGUCAUGGCAGCGAGGACUUUCGCCGGUCAGCUGGAGAGAGAGUUGGGAGAAGAUAAUGUUCUGGAUUUUGAGAAGUUUCCUGUCAGUGGAUUAGCUAGGACUUACUGUAUAGAUGCCCAAGUACCUGACUCAGCCUGCACAGCGACCUCUUAUCUCACCGGAGUGAAGACCAAAUAUGGGGUCAUCGGGCUGGACGGCAACGUCACCCGGGGGUCAUGCCACUCGCAGCUAUACAAACAGAACUGGACCCCAUCUAUUGGUCAAUGGGCGUUGGACAAAGGAUUGGACGUUGGGUUUGUAACAACGACCCGUGUGACCCACGCCUCCCCUGCGGGCAUGUACGCGCACUCCUCCGAGCGGAACUGGGAGGCGGAUGCCGAUGUGCCUGACGAAUGCCUCAGCCUGGGCUGCAAGGACAUCGCGUACCAACUCGUCACCACCAACCCGGGUAGACAUUUCAAGGUGAUUAUGGGCGGUGGGCGGCGAGAGUUCACUCCGAAUGUGACAACAGCGCUGACCAAUAGCACCGGCAAAAGGGUCGACGGCGUAGACCUGACCGAGCUGUGGCAUGAAGACAAGAUCGAGAGGAACGUAACACACCAAUACGUCACUGACAGAAACGAUCUGUUUAAGGUGUUUAAUUCGGAUGACUUGCCCGAGUACCUCUUGGGUUUAUUCCAGGAUGACCACAUGGAUUACCAUUUGAAGGCAAACAAUCAGCCCACCUUGGAGGAAAUGGUAGAAGUGGCGAUCAAAAUGCUGAGCAGAAGUAGCAAAGGAUUCUUUUUAUUUGUUGAGGGUGGCAGAAUAGACCACGCACAUCACGAAAGUUAUGCCUAUCUCGCGCUCGACGAAACCGUCGAAUAUUCCAAAGCUGUCAAGAAAGCCAGGGAGUUGACGAAUGUGAACGAUACCCUCAUCGUCGUGACUUCCGACCACGCUCACACCAUGACUGUUGCCGGCUACCCCUCAAGGGGUAACGAUAUUUUAGGGGUAGUAGACACAGCGACGGGGCAAGAUAACAAACCUUACACUACUAUUAGUUAUGCUAAUGGCAAAGCAGCGUCUAUUGAUGAAGGCGGCAGGAUUGAUGUUACGUUGAGCAGCCAAUUUAUUAAUCGUACCCUAGACUAUUCGUACCCAAGUUUAGUCCCUCUGGACUCAGAGACCCAUGGAGGGGAGGACGUCGCUGUGUACGCCUCUGGACCCUGGCAGCAUCUCUUCACCGCCAGCUACGAACAGUCAGUGGUGCCACACCUCAUGGCAUACGCCAUGUGUGUUGACGACAACCUGCACGACCACUGCACAGCCAAACCCUCCCCCGGCGCGGGAGUUGACAUGAAACCAAACAAGUAUUAUGUGUUAGGACUAAGUGCUGUGAUAUUUGUUGUUAGUUUAUGUUUUUAAUUAAUUUAUUUUCGAGGCUCAGUUACUUAAUUUAAACCUUUUAAGCCGGGUCUACAUCUCUGUCGUACACCCGACUCGUUCACCGUAUCAUUUGUUGUACCGUAUCUUGCGGUACGACACUUUACGAAUGGCGUGGGAAGCAACGAGGGAAGUAGGCAGGGUCGUUACUCUUCCUGCCACAUUUCAGCAGUAGCGCGAGGAGCUGUGGCUACGGCAUUAUAAGAUGUGUUUUGUCAACUUCUUAGGCUUAAACCGACUCGACAUGGAACAGGCCGUGUCCGAUUGGCUUAUCGAGACCGUGUAUUUUGGCAUGCGUAUCCAAUUCGCCCACUUACUUAAUUACCUAAAUAUUAUAUACUCAGAGGCACAAAUUAUCCACUCACUUUAUUAUAAUCGCGUCUUAUUAAAGAUAAUUGUGCCUCUGAGUCUAUAACUCAAAGGUGACUGACUGACAUAGUGAUCGCACAACCAACCCACAAGACGGAUCGGGCUGAAAUAUGGCAUGUAAGUAAAUUUUAUGACGUAGGCAUCCGCUAAGAAAGGGUUUAGAUCAAUUCUACCCCCAAGGGGAUAAAAUAGGUGUUGAAAGUUUGUAUGGAAUACCAAGCAUUUUUAAAAUUAAAUCCCUAAAGUGGUGAAAUAGGGGUUGAAAGUUUACAUAGAUUUCCACGCGGACGAAGUUGUCGGCGUCCGCUAGUACAUUAUAAUACGCGUCAAUAAUACGGAUCGAGUUAAUGAUACAAAUGUGGACCCGGCUUUUAAAGUUAUACAGAAAAUUUUAUUGUACAGUGCUUUGUGUUCCUCUUUCUAAAGUCAAAUUAUCGACUGGAACCAGUUUGACUACAAAUGAGUGGAGAACACAAAAAUGUAAUCUACUCUGAAGUUACAUGGAUUUUUUUUACCAAUUAAACCCUUAAUUACUCGUGGUAUGCUAAGCACCACACACUGUGCCUAUGAUUUUUUAAUUUAUAAGGUGUUGCGUUGGUUAUUGUGAAUUGCGUUUAUUUAUAAAGCGUGUUUAUUUAUAAAUUUUCGUUCGUUUUUUUUUCUUUUUAAACUAUCGCUAACCAACAAAAAAAAAAUCAAAACCGAUAAACCAAAAUGUUAAUAAUAGUGUUAAUUUAUUCUAAUAAAGUAAAAAGGGUUGAAAUAGAUAAUUGGAUCGAGUAACUAAGGGUUCUGUGUAGCUCUUAAAUGUGACUUGAAAUAAAUAAAAUGUAAAUAUUAUAAACUAUAAUUAAUUUUAAUUUAAGUAUAUUUUUGUUACUGUUGUUGUAAAAAUAUCAUAGAAGUACGGCCUUAUUUUUAAACAUGGACUAGGAUUUAACCAUUAUUUUUUUUUCAAAAUAAAGUUUACUUUACCGUAACCGUAGUGAUUAGGUCCACUUUAAUUUGAAGAAAAUUGAGUUAAAAAUCUUGCUUCAUGUUUAAGGGUUUAAGUAGAUAAAAUAAUAUAAGUACAAACUUAGUAAUAUGAAUGGAUGGAAUCAACUGUUCAAUGUAUGUAUAUUAUAGUACAAAAUGAAAUGAUGUAAAAUAAUAUUAUUUAUGUUUGUUAGAGAUAAAUUUUUAUUUAUUCAACGUUGUUGUUUUGUAUUCUUUACUAUUCUAUAAAACUAUUAUAAUUUCACGUACACUCGGUAAGUUAAUUAAUUAAUUUAACAAACAAACAACUUACUAAUAGUAACUUCUAACCCAUUCCUGCACUUAAGUAUUUUUUUUAUACAUGUCUUUACAACAGUGAUCAUUUUUUAUUUUCCACUUUUAAUAUAAAUGCUCGGGUAUUAUAGACCGACAAAUUUACUUUUGAACCGAUGAACCAUACAAGUGUUUAAACUGUUUAUUUAUUUAUUUCUGUAUUUUAAAAAUGAUUCACUGAGUAAAUGUUUCAUAAUAAUAUUUUGUUUUUAUCAAAAGCUAUGUUUAAUUACAUUAAUAACUUUGUUAUUUACUAAUUAUUAUAUUAUUUAUAUACAACUGAGCUUAUUUUUACGUCUUCCAUACACAACUGUUACCUAAGUGCCUGUAUAAUAACGUGAUAAUAAUAGAUAAUUACUUAUUUAAUUAUUAAUAAUAUUCAAAUACAUUCAAUUAAUUGAUAUUUUUAAUAACUAAUUCUUACGUUAGACAUUUGACAACGCAUUUUUCAGUUGUUAUCACAGAUUAAUCAAUAAUAGUCAGAUGGACCACGGAACACGACGGUACUCGCUCCAAAUACAAAAUUCAAAAACCAAUACAUUUUCGAGACAGGUUACGACACGAAGCGUCGCAUCACUUUCAAUAUUAUUUAAGAAAAAUGGUGUCUCAUGUUUUUAAAUACUUUAAAAAAUGUUCACAAAAACUAAAGAAAGGAGAUGAAGUAUUUUUUUAUUGGCAAUUAUUGAUUAUUAUAUUAAUUUAAAAUACAUGAAAUACAAACUAUGAAAAAAGUUUGUAUAAAUGCGGACGUCAAGGAGACGCGUGACGUUUUUUUUAUUGGUGAUAAAGACUACUCCGUAUAUCUUUACUCUGUGGUAGAUAUGGGCUAUCCAUAUAGUAUCCAUAGUAUGACGCCACAUUUGUAUAAACGAUGUUACAACUGAAAACUGGACAUAAAUAAUAAUGUAUUAUAAUAAUACAUAUAAUGAAAUAUUAUAACCAUUCUACAAAAACAUCAAUGUACUCAAGUUAAGCUUAUUGGGUUGCUCCUUACCGAUGGUUAAAAAAUCUCGAGUCAUGUAAUUCUUUUAGUCAUAGGUAUUUCCUAGAUUUUCUGUACUAGUAGGUACCUUACGCUUAUUUAUAGAAUGUUCGAAAGUUAAAUGGACCCGUAUUUAAUAAAGGGCUACGCUGAUAGUAAUUUAAGAAAAGAAUAUGCUUAAAAGAUGAAGUCAUUUUACUCGUAACUGCUGAAAAAUGCGUUGUUUGCUGUGAAAGAUAAUUGACCAACCGAUAGACGCGAUUUGUUCCUGAUAUAUACAAUUAAAAAUUACAAUGAAAAAUCG
Bicyclus anynana (squinting bush brown) is the source of this 4716-nucleotide messenger RNA. Its product is annotated as alkaline phosphatase, tissue-nonspecific isozyme-like. The record is from RefSeq and is a predicted model, not a curated record. The transcript has 8 exons. Gene Ontology annotation, molecular function: alkaline phosphatase activity. Gene Ontology annotation, biological process: dephosphorylation. Bases 68 to 1732 code for a protein of 554 amino acids. NCBI's taxonomy places the organism in Eukaryota, Metazoa, Arthropoda, Insecta, Lepidoptera, Nymphalidae.